CUUGAGAGGGUGCCCGGAAGAAAGGUUUGGGUGUAUGUAGAAACGUAACCCCCCCUUCUUGCGGCAUUGUGCAGUCAGUCAGUGUGUGGAAUUUCGGACCCAAGACUCUCCCGGGUUUUUCUUUAUUUCCCGUUUCAAAAGGCAGAAUGUAAGGUGCUCUCAGCCGUUGGAUGAGACGUUUCCUCAAGAUGCGCGUUGAAUUCCAACGACUUUUAACGCCCUUCAAUUUUGCAACUGCCUCUUGACAUUGUCUGCUCUUCUCAAAGGGACAAGUCUUACCCAGAAACAAAGCCUCAAAGCCGAGUUCAAGGAAGCAAGCGCCCUGGUUUCGAUUUCUUAUACGAGUUGUUGCAUUUUCUUCUUUCCCAACAUGGCAGGAAGAAAGUGAGGCGCUAAUUGGAUCCUGAUGUAAGUGUACUCCAUAGAAAAAGAUACAUUGACAUCACCAUAACUAGAUUGGAGAAUUGGUGCUUGUGACUCGAGUGUAGAGGACAAAAGUGGCCAGAGUUUCUGAUUUAUUCAGCACAAGUCAGAGGUGUUAUCUGUGGCCUCUUGAAACCAUUGAGUGAGUAGGUUGAGUUCAAAACAUAAGCAGAAUGGACUUCAGUGAUGGGUUUGUAUCAAAAGAGCAUCUGGAGCUUCACCGAUCUGCUUCAGAAAGUGCAGAUCCAUUAUCUGUGUCUCCACUGCACAUUUCUCCAAGGUCUCCAAGGUCUCCAAAGUCCCCAAAAACUCCCAAGUCCCCCAAGUCUCCAAGGUCUCCAAAGAUGCAGGGCAAACAUGGAAAAGGAAGCCCACUCAAGCAAGAUAGGCAUUCACAUUCUUCAGUAGAUGGGCGUCCUAAAAAGGGUGGUUGUGGGGGUAAAGGCACCUGGGGAGGGUUACUUGAUACAGAUGAAAAUGACGUUCUUGACCCAAAUGACCCAAACUUCAAUAGCAGUGAGGAAUGUGAAAAUCCAAUUGCGAAAAAAGAGAGGGUCGACUUUGAGGAGUACAAAAAGAAAGCUACAAUAAUAGUGGAGGAAUACUUUACUACUGAUGACAUUACCUCAACUGCAAAUGAAUUUAGAGAACUUGAUAGACCUAACUACAGCUAUUAUUUUGUAAAGAAGCUUGUCUCUAAGGCUAUGGAUAGGCAUGACAAAGAGAAAGAAAUGGCUGCUGUUCUUUUAUCUGCACUAUAUGCUGAAUUCAUUGAUCCCCCACAAGUUUACAAAGGUUUCUGUAAACUGGUAGAAUGCGCAGAUGACUUGAUUGUCGAUAUCCCAGAUACAGUUGAUGUUCUUGCACUGUUCAUUGCCCGGGCUGUGGUUGAUGACAUACUUCCUCCUGCAUUCCUAAAAAAAGAAAUGAAUUACUUACCUAAAGAUUCAAAGGGUGUUGAAGUCUUGAAAAGAGCUGAGAAGGGCUACUUAGCAGCACCACUUCAUGCAGAAAUCAUUGAGCGGCGAUGGGGAGGUAGCAAAAAAAGGACCGUUGAGGAUGUUAAGGCUAAGAUAAACAAUUUGUUGAUAGAGUACGUAGUGAGUGGUGAUAAGAAAGAGGCAUGCAGAUGCAUCAAGGAUUUGAAAGUUCCUUUUUUCCAUCAUGAAAUAGUUAAACGAGCUCUUGUAAUGGCAAUGGAGAGGCGGCAAGCUGAAGGCCGGCUACUAGAUCUGCUGAAAGAAGCUGCUGAAGAGGGUUUAAUUAACUCGAGCCAAGUAUCAAAAGGCUUUGGUAGGAUGAUUGACUAUGUUGAUGACUUAUCACUGGACAUACCAAAUGCACGGGGCAUUUUGCAGUCAUUGAUCUCUAAGGCAGCAUCAGAAGGCUGGUUGUGUGCUUCAUCUUUGAAGUCACUCUCUUUGGAGCCAGAAAAGCGAUCAUUAGAAGAUAGUGUUGCCAGAAUUUUCAAGACAAAGGCUCAAUCUAUUAUUCAAGAGUACUUCUUGUCUGGGGAUAUCUUAGAGGUAAACAGUUGUCUAGAGUCAGAGAACAGUACUUAUUCGUCUGAGCUGAAUGCUAUCUUUGUUAAAAGAUUGAUAACUCUAGCAAUGGAUAGGAAGAAUAGGGAGAAGGAAAUGGCAUCAGUCUUACUGUCAUCCCUGUGUUUUCCAGCUGAUGAUGUUGUGAAUGGGUUUGUAAUGCUGAUAGAAUCAGCAGAUGACACAGCUCUGGAUAAUCCAGUUGUGGUUGAGGAUCUUGCAAUGUUUCUUGCUAGAUCUGUGGUGGAUGAAGUCCUAGCCCCACAACACUUGGAAGAGAUUGGAAGUCAGUGCGCGGCACCAGAGUCCAUUGGGAGCAAGGUUCUUAAAAUGGCAAAGUCAUUGCUAAAGGCUCGACUUUCUGGGGAGCGGAUACUAAGGUGUUGGGGUGGUGGAGGAAGCAGCAGACCUGGAUGGGCAGUUGAGGACGUUAAGGACAAGAUUGGAAAGUUGCUAGAAGAGUUUGAGUCUGGAGGGGGCGUCAGAGAGGCUUGCCGGUGCAUGAAGGAAUUAGGCAUGCCAUUUUUCAAUCAUGAGGUUGUCAAAAAAGCUUUGGUGGCAAUUAUGGAAAAGAAGAAUGAAAGACUUUGGAUUUUGCUUGAGGAAUGUUUUGGCUCUGGACUCAUAACAAUGAACCAAAUGACAAAGGGGUUUGGGAGAGUAGCAGAGUCUCUAGAAGACUUGGCUUUGGAUGUCCCUGAUGUCCAGAAACAGUUUACCCGUUAUGUUGAGCGAGCAAAGAAUGCAGGGUGGUUGGAUUCCUCAUUUAGUUUCAGCAAAUCAGGACACAUUACAGAGAAUGGCACUGGCUAACUUGUUAACUUGUAUUCCAAUUUGUCUGAUCGUAAAUGCGAUGUGAGUGCAUAAGCACAAACACAUGUAUGCAAACAAGCAUAUUCAUAAGUGCAAUACAACACACAUUGUAAACUUCUGGUUACAUUUUCCUUGAGCAUCUUAUUUAGCUCCUUUCUUCCUUUC
Messenger RNA from Prunus dulcis (almond), 2942 nucleotides. Its product is annotated as MA3 DOMAIN-CONTAINING TRANSLATION REGULATORY FACTOR 2. Bases 597 to 2777 code for a protein of 726 amino acids. The transcript is spliced from 5 exons. The record is from RefSeq and is a predicted model, not a curated record. Gene Ontology annotation, biological process: negative regulation of DNA-templated transcription. Lineage: Eukaryota; Viridiplantae; Streptophyta; Magnoliopsida; Rosales; Rosaceae.